AUGCUCGUCAAGAGCAAGGAGGAGCUCGAUCACCUGGACGACUUGGAGGAGACUUUUGCAACCCUGAGAAAACACCAGAUGAAGUUGAAUCCCAGCAAAUGUGUUUUUGGGGUAGCCUCAGGUAAGUUCUUGGGAUUCAUGGUGUCCCAGAGAGGAAUAGAAGCAAAUCCAGAGAAGGUACGAGCUAUCAUCGACAUGGCUUCACCCAAGACCGUCAAGGACGUACAAAAACUUACAGGAAGGAUAGCAGCCCUAAACAGGUUCGUCUCUAGGGCCACAGACAAAUGCCUGCCCUUCUUCAAAAUCCUCAAGCAGGCUUUCGCUUGGACCGACGAAUGCGAAGCAGCGUUCCAGGAGCUGAAGCAAUACCUGAGCAGUCCACCUCUCCUGAGCCCGUCCAAAGGAGGGGAGAACCUAUACUUGUACCUGGCGGUGUCAGCCUCGGCAGUAAGCGCAGCCUUGAUUAGAGAAGAAGGCAAGAAGCAACUCCCGGUGUACUACAUCAGCCAAGCCUUUCAAGGAGCUGAGUUCAGGUACCCAAGGAUCGAAAAAAUUGCGUUUGCACUUAUCGUAGCCUCGCGCAAGCUUAGACCGUAUUUCCAGUCAAAUCCUAUCCUGGUGAUGACGGAUCAACCGAUUAAGAAAUCAAUGAACAAACCAGAAGCAGCAGGGAGAAUGGUCCAAUGGGCCAUCGAACUCAGCCAAUUUGACAUCGAGUACCAUCCAAGAGCAGCCAUCAAGGCACAAGCUCUGGCUGACUUCAUCGCCGAAUUCACUCUUCCAGACGGAGAUGGAGUUGCAGACGAAGUUGACAAAUGGACAAUACAGACAGAUGGUUCGUCAGCCCAAAAGAGGGGGGGAGUAGGGGUUGUCAUAACCACCCCCGACGGAGAAGUGAUGAAAUAUGGGGUUCAACUGAAGUUCCCAGCCACCAAUAAUGAAGCCGAGUAUGAAGGAAUAUUGACGGGCUUGAGGCUUGGGAAAGCCCUUGGUGCCAAAAACUUGCUGAUCCAGAGUGAUUCGAAGCUGGUAAUCGGACAGGUCAGUGGAGAGUACGAGGCAAAGGAAGAAAGGAUGCAGAAAUACCUUAAACUGACAAGGCAACUAACUCAAGAGUUCGACACAGUGGAGUUCGUUCAGAUACCAAGAAGCCAGAAUAGUGGGGCCGACGAAGUGUCAAAACAAGCGUCAUCAGAAGAAGGAAAGACGAGCACGGACAUGACAAUGGAGAUCCAGAAACGCCCGAGUAUAGAAGAGGUGGCAGUGUUCUCCAUCCAGAACACAGACACCUGGAUGACGCCCAUAAUAACCUUCCUCCAGGACGGGCACCUACCUCAGAAUACUGACGAAGCUAAAAAGGUCAAGAAGAGAGCAGCCAGGUUUACAAUCCUAAAUGACGUCUUGUACAAGAGAGGCUUCUCUAUGCCUUAUCUAAAGUGCGUCGACGAGGACGAGGCCAAGUACAUCCUGGAAGAAGUACAUGGAGGAAUUUGUGGCGACCACGCCGGCUCCAGAUCCCUAGUCAACAAGGUGAUAAGAGCGGGGUAUUUUUGGCCAACCAUGCAGGUAGACGCUGCUGAGAUCGUCAGGAGGUGUGACAAAUGCCAACGAUACGGGAAUGUGCAGCGGCUUCCAGCGGAGAAAAUGACGACCAUAUCUUCCCCAUGGCCAUUUGCACAAUGGGGAAUCGACAUCGUCGGCCCGCUGCCCCAAGGUAAAGGUCAGUUCGACAGCCAAGGCUUCAAAGACUUCUGCUCGGACCUCGGGAUCAAGAAUCAGUUCUCAUCCCCGGGACACCCUCAGGCAAACGGACAGACGGAAGUAACGAACAGGACGCUGCUCAAGAUAAUCAAAACCAAGCUGGACGAAGCAAAAGGUUCCUGGCCAGAAGAACUACCUAGUGUCCUGUGGGCAUACAGGACUACAGCCAGAACCCCAACAGGAGAGACACCCUUCAGGCUUACCUAUGGCACAGAGGCAGUAAUCCCUGUAGAAGUCGGAGUAACAAGCAUCAGACGAGGAACUUUCAGAGACGAACUCAAUGACGAGGAACUACGCUUCAACCUGGAUUGCCUGGAUGAAGUAAGAGACAACGCGUCCGAUAGAGUGACAAAGUAUCAAAAAAAGAUGGCCGAGUACUACAACAGGAGGGUUAAACUCAGGCGUCUAGACAUAGGGGGCCUCGUCCUUCGUAAAGUCACUAUAGCGACUAAAGACCCUACUCAAGGGAAGCUGGGCCCUACAUGGGAAGGGCCUUAUCGCGUCAUUCACUACUCUAGACAAGGAAGUUACCAUCUGGAAACUAUGGACGGACAAAAGCUCCCUCGUCCUUGGAACAUUGAGCAUUUAAAGAAAUACCAUGAGUAA
Molecule: messenger RNA, 2367 nt
Organism: Quercus lobata
Lineage: Eukaryota; Viridiplantae; Streptophyta; Magnoliopsida; Fagales; Fagaceae
Exons: 2
Coding region: 1-2367 (788 amino acids)
Biological process (GO): DNA integration
Molecular function (GO): nucleic acid binding; RNA-DNA hybrid ribonuclease activity
Source: RefSeq, a predicted model, not a curated record